Messenger RNA from Naegleria fowleri, 624 nucleotides. RefSeq lists its product as uncharacterized. Gene Ontology annotation, molecular function: GTP binding; GTPase activity. The record is from RefSeq and is a predicted model, not a curated record. NCBI's taxonomy places the organism in Eukaryota, Heterolobosea, Eutetramitea, Acrasida, Naegleriidae. Bases 1 to 624 code for a protein of 207 amino acids. The transcript is spliced from 5 exons.
AUGGCUUCCCGCAAAGAGUUAUUGAAAAUCAUUGUCCUCGGAGAUUCGGGUGUUGGAAAGACUUCUCUCAUGAAUCAAUACGUUAAUAACAAGUUCAGCAAUCAAUAUAAAGCAACCAUUGGAGCAGAUUUUUUGACAAAGGAAAUUAUGAUUGAAGAUACAUGUUGUUCUUUAUCCAUUUGGGAUACUGCAGGACAAGAACGAUUUCACUCAUUGGGAUUUGCUUUUUUCAGAGGUUCAGAUGCUUGUGUAUUAGUAUUUGACGCAACCACUCAAAAAACAUUUGAUAAUAUUAAUAAUUGGAGAGAUGAAUUCUUGUUACAAACAGGACCAUCAGAUCCUGAGAAUUUUCCAUUUGUAUUGAUUGGAAACAAGAUUGAUUUGGAGCAACAAAGAGCUGUGCAACAAAAACAGGCACUCGCAUGGUGCAAGAGUAAAGGCAAUAUUCCAUACUUUGAAUGCAGUGCAAAAGAUGGCACCAAUGUUGAGCAUGCUUUUGUGACGGUGGCUCGAAAGGCCCUUGCAAAUGCUAAAGAUUCAAAUGGUGUCACAGAAGGAGCAAAUACUUUAGGUAACAUUGAUGACGAGCCAACUCCAAGACCAAAUAAUGGAUGUGCAUGCUAA